AUGUCUACAAUAGUAACUCAAGUGGACCACCGUUCCUUCUACACCACUUUGGUACCCAAAACAUACCAGUGCUAUGAGGCCAGAUCGAUAUCUACAAGUCCAUUGACAACACCAGCGCUCACAGAGUCAGAUCAGAAGCCCAAGCACCAGAAAUUACAUGCCUCAAGUCUACCUCCACCAAACAGAGCUGAAAAAGCAGCAUCCGCUAAAACACCCCUGCGUGCAGAAGCGGUAGGGCAGACCAAGCCAGUAGAGAGUGUUCCUACCAUAGCGACAGAUGUUUUGUGUGGCGAUGUUCCCAAGAAGUCUCUGCGUUCCGAAGUGUUUACCCCAAACGUGAAGAGGGUAUUGGACUAUAUGGCUGACCCGACUGCUGAUGAAGGCCACAAGGAAUUCCAUGGUGUGAGACCAGCAGAAUUUAGGUUGAUACACGAGGCAGGAGAAGCGGGCCGAAUUUUAACGAAGCCGAGGCUUGCUUACGACUACGACAAGCACAUCUUGUCCGUCGACAUGCCUAGCUUUCUGCACGAAGCUUCUUUCAAUUAUCUCAAACGUCACCUCACACUGGCAAUAGCUCAACUUCCGUAUGAUCCCGAGUUAGUUGAAACGACGAUAAGCAUGAACUAUCCGUUGAAGAUCGGGGGAAGUAAGAUCGUGAACCCGGACAUGACCAUCACCAUCUCUGCGGUUGAUGAUGCGCCAUCGGUGGUCCUAGUUCCCGCUAUCGGAGAGUGCGCAUUCUCGCAGAACAGGGAUAAGGUCUUCAAAAGGAUGGAAGAUGAAAUUGAAGCGCAUCCGGACGCAGUUUUAGCCAUCAUUGUUCUCGUGUGCGAAGGCAUACGUUACGCCUGUCCCAAUGCCGAUUCAAUCGCAUCGAAGGAGUUACGCAACGGGGAAGACGACCCUCAAUCUCUCACUCUCGACGAAUUCAUUAGCCAACGCACAACGCCACGAUCUUUCGACACGCCUAUCAGGGUCGGUGAGCAUGACUGGUGCCACAUCCAGUCCGUUGAGUACUUCGUGUGGGUGAAGGGUGAUCAUCAAGAUCGGAUCGACGUUCGUAAUUAUGAUCCUCAGUUCAUGGCUCAUGGGACUUUGGCCCCCAACUUGAACAUGGACGCUGUAACGGCCAUGCUCGAGAGAGGUGUGCGCAAGAUCAGAGACUGUCUAGUCUCCUUCUCACGGGAGCUGAGCGAGGACGUCAACUGUUCCGAGUUAGAAAAUGCUGAAGUCAGGCAGCCCAUUGUAUGGUGCCUUGGUGCAAAGAACGUGAUGAAGGCAGCCGAUCUCACCGCACAUCAGCGCUAUGACCUCUGGCACGAUGAAGUUUUCAAAGGCGUCAAACGCUCGCACGACGAAUCCUACGAGCCUACUGAGUCGAAGUGCAGUUCCUCGGACUCGGAAAUAUCGGCUACUGUGUCUUCUCAAGACAGUCUCGCUCAAAGCCUUGCGGGCUUUAAGUACAUUUCCCUAGAGACCCUUCCGCAUAACGUUAGCCUUAUUUCACUUCUUGGAGUGUUUGCGAAGGGAGCACAUACGGCGAGUAUCCCCGUCUGCCUAUAUGUUUCUUCUGCUUACAUCUAUCUCCGCGCAUUGCAUUCUAAAGUGCUUGCGCCCAAUGCGUAUGAAGUCUUCGUAACCGAUUCUGAUUUCGAGCCUACUCGCUCAUCUCCAAGCUUGCUCAUGGACGGCAGAUUGUGCGGAAUUGUCAGCAUUGUCUACAGUUUCUGUUCUUUCUACGAGGAAUUUUUUGCAGAUGGGGGUACUGGCAGACGUGAUGGUGACACACCGUCUAAUUCAAUAUAUGCCGGGAGGGAGGGUCACGGGUCACGGAACGGCACGCCGCGACACUCCCUUGGAAAACGCUCGAAGGACGGGCGUGACCUUCGUGAUGUGUAUAGAGAGUACCCCGACGACGAUAUGAAACAGAUGCAAGCCCGCGACCGAGAGCGUAGCGGUGAGAGAGAAGGAAGAUGCACCAAACGCGGUGGUAUCCCGCCCUCGCAGCCUAUCCUUGUGCCAGAAGCCGAAAUUACCGAUUAUGACAGCGCACUGGGCAACAUAUGCGGCACCAACGAAAUCUAUAAAAAAAUUCGUGCACCACUGACAAGAUUCAGUAUAGGACGAGCACGCGUCUCAAUAGACUCAUCUCUGGCCUGA
Molecule: messenger RNA, 2160 nt
Organism: Suillus fuscotomentosus
Lineage: Eukaryota; Fungi; Basidiomycota; Agaricomycetes; Boletales; Suillaceae
Exons: 9
Coding region: 1-2160 (719 amino acids)
Source: RefSeq, a predicted model, not a curated record